Messenger RNA from Opisthorchis viverrini, 198 nucleotides. RefSeq lists its product as hypothetical. The transcript is spliced from 2 exons. The record is from RefSeq and is a predicted model, not a curated record. NCBI's taxonomy places the organism in Eukaryota, Metazoa, Platyhelminthes, Trematoda, Opisthorchiida, Opisthorchiidae. Bases 1 to 198 code for a protein of 65 amino acids.
AUGGGGACCACUGUACCUGGUCGGAGACGUUGCAAGACAUGGCUACCAACGGAUAUCAGUGGCGAUCUUGUUGUCAGUUUCCAUCCAGAUUGCCUGAAAGUGACCACGGACCACAUCACAUUCAAAAUAAAUAAAGAUGGCGUACCUUGGACAAAUGGUGGUCACAUUGAAGGUUUUAAUGAACCGCAUCAAAAGUAA